CGUUGACGUACCACGUGAUCCAAACAACAUCGUUUCCGGUAAUGACUUCAGGAGGAUCGUGUGAGUGAUAAAGUCUAGAGAAGAGGAAGAGGAAGAGGGCGAGGUGGAAGAUGGAGGAUUUCCCCAUCCGGACACUGGAGAUUGUGUGUUUGGGUUCAAGUGUAGCUCUCUCUGGUCUGUUUUAUUACAUCUACAGGAAGAAAAGCAAAACUGUGGGCAAGCUUAACGAAGCUCCAGUUCUGCCACUGGAUGAGAAGUUAACAGAUCUUUUAAAUGCCUCACCGGGGAAAUGUCUGCAGUAUGUGGUCAUCGAGGGUACAGUUCAGCCUGUAGGGGAACCAUUAAGGAGUCAGUUUCAAGAAGGCAGUGUUGGUGUCAUCCAGAAACUGCUCCUCCGAGAACACAAGCUUGUGUGGAACAGUUUAGCGCGCACCUGGACAGACAGCGAGCGUUUGAUUCACCAGCGCGUGAAUGCUGUGCCUUUUAACCUGCUGGGUGUGAACAAGGCGUUUGUGCGGGUGCUCUGCCCCCUGGAGGCCACGGGUCCCAACAUGGAAAUCACCCACGAGAAGUUCCACCAGGCCAGUUAUGGCUUCACGGACCUGAUAGGUCAGUACCUGAGCGGAGAGAAGCCCAAAGGUCAACUUGAAACAGAGGAGAUGCUGAAGGUGGGCGCAUCCUUAACCGCAGUGGGCGAGCUCAUCCUGGACACGGACCGCCUCCCUAAACUCCGCCCACCCACCGACGGCUCCGAGUACUUCCUGUGCACUUCGGACUUUGAGACUCUGCUGCGGGAGCAGGAAGGGCAGGCGGAGGUGUGGAGGGUGCUGGCGUGUAUUUGCGCAUUGGCGGGUGUAGCCGUGCUGAUGUGGGCGGGACGCAGGUACUACCAGCAACUCAAGCUGCGCUGGGAGCAAGAGAACAUGAGGAGGGACUUUGAACUGAUGGGAGAAAGAGGGGAGGAGGAGAACGGCAUGGAUAUUCCGGAGAAUGCGUGUGUGAUAUGCCUGAGUAAUCCACGAAGCUGCGUGCUGCUGGACUGCGGUCACGUGUGCUGCUGUUUCCGCUGCUAUCAGGCCUUGCCACAACCCAACUGUCCCAUCUGCAGACAGAACAUCCAACGAGUCGUGCCUUUAUACCAGGCCUGAGAGACUGAUCUAGAACUAUCUAAUGCAUUGAGCAAAUUUCAAACAACUAAACAUGGUUUAAUGUUAUACUGUAAAUGGACGGUUGUGCUGGAUUUACAUGUUGAAACAGCCUUAAACUUAAAUAAAGUGUUAUACUGUGAACAGGACACCUGCGAUGGAAGCAGCCGCACAGAUUCCUGAUACGCACUUUAGUUUCACCGUUUUAGUGAUGGUAAUGUAUGUCAAGAUUCUCAGAGCACUAAGUGGUCAUCGUUACACAGUUGGAGAUAAAAUAGCAUAAUAUCAGAGCAAAUAUGCUUUGUUAUUUUACUGAAUAUCCUGAAAAGCAGAUGUGUGUGAAUGGAAUAUUUCUUUGACUUCCUGUUUAUUAUUUUAGUGCAUCCCAUGUUUUACACUCAUCAAAUGGUUACUCUAGUUAAAUACUGUAUUGAAUGGCUCAUAUAAAUAAACCUAAAAUAAUACGUUAUUUAAUAUGAUUAGCUCAGUGCCUUAAUUUAUGAAUGAGGGUUUUGGAUGAUUUCCAGAGUCUAAAUGUUCAGCUCAACAUGUAAAGAUUUGGGUUACUUUGUGUUUGACCAAUAAAACACUUGUUUACUUGU
Molecule: messenger RNA, 1747 nt
Organism: Rhinichthys klamathensis goyatoka
Lineage: Eukaryota; Metazoa; Chordata; Actinopteri; Cypriniformes; Leuciscidae
Gene: mul2
Product: mitochondrial E3 ubiquitin protein ligase 1a
Exons: 5
Coding region: 111-1148 (345 amino acids)
Biological process (GO): protein ubiquitination; organelle organization
Molecular function (GO): ubiquitin-protein transferase activity
Source: RefSeq, a predicted model, not a curated record